UGUUAGCUUUUGCGCCAGUAAGAAAAACGCCCGAUUUGUUCUCCGAUCCGUGGCUUUUCUCCAGCUUUUACAUCCGCACUAUCUUACAGCAUCUCCCUUUUUUUGACUAGGAUUCUUCGACCAGGACAGAAACCUGGAAACCGGGCGCAACCAAGCGCAUACAAUUCCAACCUCCAUUGCCAAUUAGUCACAUCAUAUCUUUCCAAUUCCCUGUCUUUCUUUGUCCGCAAGCCACAACGGCCAUGGCGAACUCAGAUAGUCCAACGAAACCGGUCCAUAUCCUCUUCGUUGGCGCUGGCGCAGUAGGCUGCUUCUACGCAUCCCGACUCCACUAUCCUUCGCACAACAUCCACACCUCCCUUAUUGCCCGAUCCAAUUACUCAGCUAUCGCCGCCUCUGGAGUCAUCUUGGAGACUCAUUCAUUCGGCGAUUAUACUUUUUCGCCCUAUGCCGUGUUUCCCUCCAUUGCACACGCCGUCCCGACCUCGUCGGCUACAACCAAUCUCGCACCUACACGGCAAUCCCCGAGAGAUGGUUGGGACUAUAUUAUAGUGACGACCAAAGCUCUCCCCGACCGAACCGACGACGCAGCUACAGUCGCACCGCUAGUCUCCGCCAAGACUUGUAUAGUGUUGAUACAAAAUGGCGUAGGUGUAGAGGAGCCAUACCGUAAGCGCUUUCCGCAAAAUCCGAUAGUGAGCGCUGUUACCGUCAUUAGCGCCGAGCAGAUCAGGAAUGGCGUCGUACGGCAGAACAGGUGGACGAGAAUUAGCCUGGGACCGUACGGCAGUGGACUCGGCACACCGCCUAGCCCGAACGACGAGCCAAGCGAUGUAGUGAAACAAGGACACCAACGCAUGGAUCAGUUAGCGCAGUGGUGGACUCGGUACGGUGGUAUCCGCGACGUCGAGACACACACUGAGCUCGAACUGCAGACUAUUCGAUGGCACAAGCUCUGUAUCAACGCCGCCUUCAACCCCACAGCCGUGCUAUCCGGCGGCCGCGGUAACGCCGACCAGCUGACCGAUCCUGAACUGCGCGAGCAUAUCCAGGGCGUCAUGAGUGAGAUCUGGAACGCCGCACCCAAGGUUCUGGGGAAACCCUUCCCAGAUAAUUUAGCCAAGCCUGAGAAGAUCAUCAGGAGCACUGAAAGAAACGCUGGCGCUAGGCCUAGCAUGCUACUCGAUUGGGAGGCUGGCCGACCUAUGGAGCUUGAAGUCAUACUUGGGAAUCCGAUUAGGAUUGCCAGGAGAGCCGGCGUGGAUAUGCCCAAGCUACAGACGCUGUAUGCGCUGCUGAGGAGCAUGCAGAAGGUCCGGGAGGAUCAAAAGGCCAAGGGAAAGUUAUAGGGGAAUUUUUACAAGGCGUAGCGUGUUUGUUUCUCAGCAGUCGUUAAGUGAAAUUCAGUAUCCAGAAACGUUGCUCCUAUACUCCUAAGUAGUAGCAUAACGUGCCUAGAUGAUUUUAGUAUACACUACAGUCAUGGUGGCAAAUUAUAGUAGCCUUCAUAGUAUCUAAAG
Daldinia decipiens is the source of this 1520-nucleotide messenger RNA. Its product is annotated as 2-dehydropantoate 2-reductase. Gene Ontology annotation, biological process: pantothenate biosynthetic process. The record is from RefSeq and is a predicted model, not a curated record. Gene Ontology annotation, molecular function: 2-dehydropantoate 2-reductase activity. Gene Ontology annotation, cellular component: cytoplasm. Bases 243 to 1349 code for a protein of 368 amino acids. NCBI's taxonomy places the organism in Eukaryota, Fungi, Ascomycota, Sordariomycetes, Xylariales, Hypoxylaceae. The transcript is spliced from 3 exons.